This is a messenger RNA of Panonychus citri (citrus red mite), 3227 nucleotides long. Its product is annotated as potassium voltage-gated channel subfamily A member 2-like. The coding region runs from base 884 to 2977 and encodes 697 amino acids. Gene Ontology annotation, cellular component: voltage-gated potassium channel complex; membrane. The record is from RefSeq and is a predicted model, not a curated record. The transcript has 5 exons. Lineage: Eukaryota; Metazoa; Arthropoda; Arachnida; Trombidiformes; Tetranychidae. Gene Ontology annotation, molecular function: protein binding; delayed rectifier potassium channel activity. Gene Ontology annotation, biological process: potassium ion transmembrane transport; protein homooligomerization.
GAACACUCAGUUUUCAUUGAGUUUCUCUCAUGCUUUUCAUGAGAUCCCAAAAAAAGUUCCAAUCAAAUUACCAAAGGGAAGACCAAGAAGAAGAAGAAAAUAAAAAGACCAUAUCAUCAUCAUCAUCUCUCUCUCUCUUUUCUUUUUCGAAUAUUCUUACUUUUUUUUCUAUCAUUGAGAAUUUCGAAAAAAAAUUCAUUCUUUCAUCGUUUCAUCUUCUCUUUCAAUGUUUUCGUCAUUUUUUACUGUUCUGUGAAUUCUCAGAGUAACAACAACAUUGUCUCCAUUGUAAUCGAUAUAAAUUCAAUAUCUUUACAUUGACACUCACUAAAAACAAAAGAGACUCAUCAUUAUCUCUCCAACUCACUCACUCACUCUCUCGUUUUCAUCUUCCUUUGAUAUUCCCAGUUACUAUUCAGUUAAAGUUCUGAUUCAGUUUCAACUCUCUGAAUUAAAUGACAAACAAUCAUCAACAUAUAACAUGAAAUGGUUUCAUCAUCAGUGAUUUCAUCUUAUCUUUCAUCUUAUCAUCCUCAUCUUCAUCACCAUCAUAAUCAUCAUCAUCAUCAACAUCAUCGUUAUCAUCACCACAAGGAUAAGGAUUAUCUUAAUCUUCAUCUUAUUAAUCUUGAAAUGUGACAAAAAAAAAGAGACUCAACUAAUUUUCAUCAUUUUUUUUUUUGCUUAAUCUUAAUCUUAGUUGUUGUUGUUGUGCUACUAAUCCCAAACUGCUGAGUGUCAAUUGUUCAUGUACACAGAGUAAUUAGUUAAUUGUUAUUAAACUGUGUGUUUGUGUAUUCCUAUUAUCAAUCUAAUUAUCUAUUUGUUAGACUGACCACAAUAAACUAAUGUGUGUGUGUGUGUGUGUUAAUUGUAACAAUCAAUGGCUGGAGCCUUAAGUAUUGUUUCCGGUGCUCGAGCUGGACAAACACCUCAAGAGGCGAUCCUUGAAAUUUACACUGGACAACACAAAUUCACGAAUGUAUCCAAAGCGAGCGGGAACAAUGACCAGCCCAGUGAAAAGGCCAAAGUUCGUAGCGGGUCAGAAACAGCUCUUGGCAACUUUAAUCCGUCUCAUCGAUUUGAACAAUUAGAACACGAUCAUUCCCUUUGCGAACGGGUUAUUAUCAAUGUUUCUGGAACUAAAUUCGAGACACAAUUAAGAACAUUAAACUUAUUUCGAGAUACAUUAUUAGGUGAUCCACUUCGUCGAAUUAGGUACUUUGAUCCAAAUCGGAAUGAAUAUUUUUUCGAUCGAUGUCGAAUAGCCUUCGAGGGAAUUUUAUAUUAUUAUCAAAGUUGUGGACGUUUACGGAGACCCGGAAAUGUCCCUUUGGAUAUUUUCGUGGAGGAGGUUAAAUUUUACGAACUUGGUGAGGAAGCAUUGGAAAAGUUAAAGGCGGACGAAGGAUUUGCCGCCGAUAAAGAGGAUCGACCACUGCCAACAAAUGAGAUCCACCGGAAGUUAUGGUUACUCUUUGAGCACCCAGAGUCCUCUCAGGCCGCGAGAAUAGUGGCCAUCACCUCAGUACUGGUCAUUAUUGUAUCAAUAGUGAUCUUUUGCCUGGAAACUUUGCCUCAAUAUAAACACUACAAGAUUUUCACCACCAAAGACAAUAAGACCCGAGUAAUGGAAGACGAUGUUCCCUCCCCUGAGAAUCCGUUCUUCAUCAUUGAAAGUUUAUGCAUAGUUUGGUUUCUCGUCGAAUUCAUAAUUCGUCUAUUAGCUUGUCCAUCGAAAAUAGAAUUUCUCAAGGAUAUAAUGAAUGCAAUCGAUUUCAUGGCGAUUGUACCUUUCUUUAUCACUUUGGGAACCGUUUUCGCGGUUAAAGAUGAUCCUGCCAAGACUUUUCAUGAGAAACAAAAUCAAGGAGCUUCACUGGCCAUUUUGAGGGUCAUCCGUUUGGUCCGAGUCUUCCGUAUAUUUAAAUUAUCCCGACACUCCAAAGGUCUUCAAAUCCUUGGGAUGACCUUAAAAGCCUCACUUCGGGAAUUGGCCUUAUUAAUGUUUUUCCUUCUUAUCGGUGUAAUCCUUUUCUCAUCGGCUGUUUAUUAUGCCGAAGCAGGUUCAGAAAGGUCAUACUUUAAAUCAAUUCCAGACGCUUUCUGGUGGGCAGUGGUCACUAUGACCACCGUUGGCUAUGGUGACAUGGUUCCCCAUGAGUUUUGGGGUAAAAUGGUUGGAUCACUUUGUGCCAUUGCCGGUGUACUAACCUUAUCUCUUCCGGUUCCUGUGAUAGUUUCCAAUUUUAAUUAUUUUUACCAUCGGGAAAUGGAUUCAUCAAAUUUACAGUCAACCAACACGAACCACACUCUUAGUUGUCCCUUUUUACCUGCAAUCGUAGGUCCAGAUAGACUAAGACGAUCUUCAUCCCUUGAAUCAACCGUUUCAUCAACAAUAUCUCAACCACCAUCACAACAAUUAUCAUCAUCUCUCAAUCAACAUCAACCUUUAACUCAACAAAAAUCAACUCAAUCAACACAUUCAGUUCAUUUUUCACACAUACAUCAACAACAACAACAACAACAGCAACAACAAUUACAACCUUUAUCACCUCAACAAUCAAUUAAAUAUAAUUCAAAUUGUUCUCGAAGUGAUUCAAUUAACUCAUUUAAAUUUAAUAAUAACAUCAAUCAAAACAAUCAACGGAUUAAUAAACAUAAUCUUAAUCAUGAUGAGAUUUCAAAUGUUGCUCUGUCAACUUCAACAUCUAAUUGCUCAUUACAUAAUUGUUACACCAAUCAUAUUAAUUUAUCAUCAAGUCAACAACAAUUACAAUCUCAAUCAUCCUCAUCUUCAACAUCUCCAUCUUCAUCAACAAUUGGUCACCAUCACCAUCACCAUCAUCAUCAUCAUCAUCAUAUUACAACUAAUCAACAACAACAAUUAAAACAACAUCAAGGGGCUUCUCGUUCAAAUGAGAGUUCAACUAAUAAUGUUUCACGAAGCUGCCUAAAAGUAAACAAUUGUAAUUAGAUUUAAUUUGAUAUUAUUAAUAAUUAUUAUUGUCCCUUUAUUAUCAAUUACAUUUAUUAUUAUUAUUGAUUAUGAUUGAUUCUCAACAAUGUUACGAGAUAUUAUUGGUUACAAUUAACUUAACUUUUUCUCUCUCUCUCUUUGGUUUUCUUGUUUUUGUUUUAUUGUGUUCGAGUGCGAACCCAAAUCAACAUCCAUUGAUUAAUCAAUUAGAAUAAGAAAAUUAUUAUUAAUAAACGAAAAGAAAAAC